This is a messenger RNA of Metarhizium brunneum ARSEF 3297, 1128 nucleotides long. NCBI's taxonomy places the organism in Eukaryota, Fungi, Ascomycota, Sordariomycetes, Hypocreales, Clavicipitaceae. The record is from RefSeq and is a predicted model, not a curated record.
AUGGUUCCCGUGCGUGUCGACAGCAUAUGGAUAGAUUGUCGCAAUGAGAGUUUACGAAGCGGCGAGAUGUGUGUCCGAGGCGAGUGCAGACUUCGAGGACAUCGUGGUGCAUCGGCAGAUGUUGUUGGCACCGCGAAUGGUUCAAACACUCCGCUCGUGUAUUUGGAGGGAUUACAAACAACAUUCGUUGAUGACAACAAUGUAGUCUCCGGCAAUAAGCCCACUAAGCCUCGCCACUUGUGUACUCGGAUAAUUUGGAAACCCGACCUGGAAUUGAUGGAUCAGGAACAAAUAUUGAGGCAUUGUAUUCACGAUAGGCCGCCUCAAGGCCACGACGCUGUAGAGGGUCAUCGAGAUAUGACACUGGCUAUUAUGGCAUUUGUCGAGGAGGCCACCGAGUAUGUCGAUGACGAGUUACCGCCAGCCAGACUUGAACCACAUCUGCAGUCGUUUCUGGGCUGGAUAAGUGUUAAGGAACAAAGUUUAGAAGGCGCAUUCUUCAUUCAUAUUGGUCACAACCUCUUGAAGGUCCUAAACGGCGAAAUUGAUCCUGUAGAGGUCAUUUUCCAACAUGGUCUCGCGGAGCAGUACUACGGAGAUGUCCUAGCAAGCAAGCACCAUUCUCACGCUGCUUCCACAUAUUUUUACUUGCUAUGCUUCAAGAAUCCUUCAAUAAAGAUACUAGAGGUUGGAGCUGGCACAGGCCGGCAGACCUUGCCGUUGCUUGAGACAAUGAGCGGCGACGGCGUGAAGAAAUGGGAGCGGUACGACUAUACCGAUAUCUCGCCGGCAUUUCUCAGCCAAGCGAGUAUAAAGUUCCAAGGCUACUCCAGCAAGAUGGCAUUUACCAUCCGCAACAUCUCCAAAGAUCUAAUAUCGCAGUCCUUUGUUGCAGCAAGUUAUGAUCUUGUCGUAGCGUCGCAUGUGCUGCACGCCACCGACAUUCUCCACGAAUCUUUGACCAACGUCCGAAAGCUUCUCAUGCCUAGCGGAAAGCUGUUGCUCUUUGAGACGACAAAGCCAGAUGCCCUCAUUGCAUUCGCUUUUGGCCUGUUGAAGGGUUGGUGGAGUCCAUUGGAUCACGAAGAGCGAUCUUUGCACAGUCCCUGCCUCUCGGUAGAACAAUAG